Sus scrofa (pig) is the source of this 2629-nucleotide messenger RNA. It is a transcript of the gene ANXA11, whose product is annotated as annexin A11. Gene Ontology annotation, biological process: phagocytosis; cytokinetic process. Gene Ontology annotation, molecular function: calcium-dependent phospholipid binding; calcium ion binding; phosphatidylserine binding. The record is from RefSeq and is a predicted model, not a curated record. Gene Ontology annotation, cellular component: nucleus; cytoplasm; plasma membrane. NCBI's taxonomy places the organism in Eukaryota, Metazoa, Chordata, Mammalia, Artiodactyla, Suidae.
GGCUUGGGACCGGGUGAACCCGUGACAAGAAGGCGACUGGCUGGUGUGGGCAUGGACGGUGGCCAUGGCCCCUCUGACCCCGCUGAAUUCUCUAGAGUGUGUGUACCCUUCCGGGAAAGGCUUGUCCUGAGGAGAGCUAGUGGAGGACGCUGUCUUAAGCACCUUUCCUCCGGAAGACGGAAAUACCUGGGAGCUGCUAGUGUUGGAAUUGAUUUGUAAGGCGUUUUGAGAGAACGCCGGAUCCAUCUCAGGUGCUCUGCUGACCUGUGUGUUUACCUUCUCUAUCUGUCUUUCCUCCAUCUCCAACCUUGAGCUGAAGUUUCAGGGAGGGAUUCUUGACUUUAACUCCCUUUGGGCUCAACCCAGCCUCCUGAAGUUUUAAAAAGAUCUAAGCAUGAGCUACCCAGGCUACCCACCGCCCACAGGCGGCUACCCCCCAGCUGCACCAGGUGGUGCCUGGGGAGGCGCUGCCUACCCGCCACCCAGCAUGCCCCCCAUUGGGCUGGAUAAUGUGGCCAACUACGCAGGGCAGUUCAACCAGGACUAUCUCUCAGGAAUGGCAGCCAACAUGUCCGGGACGUUCGGAGGAGCCAAUGUGCCAAACUUGUACCCAGGGGCCCCUGGGGGUGGUUAUCCUCCGGUCCCCCCAGGGGGGUUUGGGCAGCCCCCCUCUGCCCAGCAGCCUGUUCCUCCAUAUGGAAUGUACCCGCCCCCAGGAGGAAACCCACCCUCUGGGAUGCCUACAUAUCCGCCAUACCCAGGGGCCCCUGUGCCAGGCCAGCCCAUGCCACCCCCCGGGCAGCAGCCCCCGGGAGCCUACCCUGGACAGCCCCCCAUGCCCUAUGCUGGGCAGUCGCCAAUGCCACCUCCCGGGCAGCAGCCGAUGCCAAGCUACCCAGGAUACUCGGGGUCCGGGACCGUCACCCCUGCUGUGCCGCCAGCCCAGUUUGGAAACCGAGGCACCAUUGCAGACGCCCCUGGUUUUGACCCCCUGCGAGACGCCGAGGUCCUGCGGAAGGCCAUGAAGGGCUUUGGGACUGAUGAGCAGGCCAUCAUUGACUGCCUGGGGAGUCGCUCCAACAAGCAGCGGCAGCAGAUCCUCCUGUCCUUCAAGACAGCUUAUGGGAAGGAUUUGAUCAAAGAUCUGAAAUCUGAACUGUCAGGAAACUUUGAGAAGACAAUCUUGGCUCUGAUGAAGACACCGAUCCUCUUUGAUGCUUAUGAGAUAAAGGAAGCCAUCAAGGGAGCCGGCACUGAUGAAGCCUGCCUGAUUGAGAUCCUGGCCUCCCGCAGCAACGAGCACAUCCGGGAAUUGAGCAGAGCUUACAAGACAGAAUUCAAAAAGACCCUGGAAGACGCCAUUCGGAGCGACACAUCAGGGCACUUCCAGCGGCUCCUCAUCUCUCUCUCUCAGGGAAACCGGGAUGAAAGCACAAAUGUGGACAUGGCACUCGUCCAGAGAGACGUGCAGGAGCUCUAUGCAGCUGGGGAGAACCGCCUGGGAACAGAUGAGUCCAAGUUCAAUGCAAUUCUGUGCUCCCGGAGCCGGGCCCACCUGGUGGCAGUUUUCAACGAGUAUCAGAGAAUGACAGGUCGUGACAUUGAGAAGAGCAUCUGCCGGGAGAUGUCUGGGGACCUGGAGGAGGGCAUGCUGGCCGUGGUGAAAUGUCUUAAGAAUACUCCAGCCUUCUUUGCUGAAAGGCUCAACAAGGCCAUGAGGGGAGCAGGAACCAAGGACCGGACCCUGAUCCGCAUCAUGGUGUCUCGCAGCGAGAUUGACCUCCUGGACAUCCGGGCGGAGUAUAAGCGGCUGUACGGCAAGUCGCUGUACCACGACAUCACGGGAGACACUUCAGGGGAUUACCGGAAGAUUCUGUUGAAGAUCUGUGGUGGCAACGACUGAGUGGUGACUGGUGGGUCACUUCUGUCCACCUGCUGGCAACAGCAUUUCCAAGAAAAGGCCAAAAGAAUAUCUGUUUCUAGCAAAUCCACAAAAUAGCCCCCUGGUGUCCCAGUGUGGACCAUCCAUAGAACCCUGGCCCUGUCCUCCACCUGCCCUCCUGAUCCACGUAUUGUGCUCGUGCUGAAGGACCUGGGCUGGUCUUGAACUCUCUUAGGAUGUCCCCCCUCCACUCCUCAUAGCCUCUUGCUGCUGAAGUAGCUGUUUUGUUUCCUGACUCAUGCAAUCAUUCCCCUUUGCUGUGGCUGAGACGCUUGGCUUCAUUUUAUUCAUGGACUUUUGUAUGUUUAUUUGGAGGCAUUUUUAAAAAAUAUAUAGUCAUUGCCAGACAGAUACACACACAUUUGCUAUAGAUGCAAUUCAGGUAAGAGAGGUGGAGGUUGGGGGCAUCAUAUCUUCACUGAGGAGUAAAAGGGAAAACCUUGAAGGGUACUCUUUGCGUCUGGUGCGAAUGUGUCGUGAGCUUUGUUAUUGCCAAAGUCACUCCUUUUUAGAAGAAAAAAAAAAAAAAAAGACCAGACAGUCCUCUGUUCCUUCUUUCAUGCUGAACCAAAAGAACAAAGCCAGCUCCCUGUCAGUGACAGGGCUUCUUAUAAUUGAGAAUGUGCCUUAAACGUGAAUGUCGAUGCUCAAAAGCUGUUUCUAGAUUAAAGUCAGCCAGUUCUGGAA